AUUCCAUUAUAAAAACAGGUAAGUCUCAACAUUUCAAGCCAACACUACCAUUUCACUUAUAAAUUUUCUAAGGCAUCAUCUAUAGUUUACCCUAAGAUUCUUAGUCUAAGAGUAAGAGAGAAUAUGUCUCAGAGAAGAGGCAGUGCAUCUAUGAACAUGGCCACUGUGAUAAUUUCACUGCUCUGCCUUUUGGUUCUGGCUCAAAGUGCUAAUGCUGCAACCUACACUGUUGGAGGACCUGGUGGAUGGACCUAUAACACUGAUACUUGGCCUAAUGGAAAAAAGUUUAGAGCUGGUGAUGUGCUAAUCUUUAACUAUGAUUCAACGACACACAACGUGGUUGCGGUCGAUAAAAGCGGACACAACAGCUGCAAGGCGACGGGAGGUGCUAAAGUGUUCAGUUCAGGGAAAGACCAAAUCAGGCUAGCAAGAGGGCAGAACUACUUCAUAUGCAGCAUUCCUGGUCACUGCCAAUCUGGGAUGAAGGUUUCCAUCAUUGCAGUCUAGUGUGUGUUCAAGCUAUAAGUGACUGCAGUAAUUAGUUAAUUAAUUAAAUUAAUGGUCAAUUAGCUAGUGGUCUUGAUCUCGUUAAUUACCAAAAAUAACAAUAUUAUGCUACUAGUUAUUUGUAUGUUAAUUUGUUCAAUUAUGUAUGUAUGUGUAAAGGGAGUGUUUGGUGAGGUGGCUUUCUAUAUAUAACUUGUCUGUUUGCUAUGUUUGUUUGUGUGGUGUGCUGUGAGAAUAAAUAUAUUAUAGAGAUAUUUAAAAUCCAUAGUCACGGACUCUUGUUUGCAGUAAUUUGGAUCUGCAUAUAUAUUGUAUAUUAUUGUGAAAUUAUUAAAAUCAAUAGUGUUUUUAUACUA
Messenger RNA from Trifolium pratense (red clover), 863 nucleotides. Its product is annotated as basic blue protein-like. The transcript has 2 exons. The coding region runs from base 124 to 507 and encodes 127 amino acids. Gene Ontology annotation, cellular component: plasma membrane. The record is from RefSeq and is a predicted model, not a curated record. Gene Ontology annotation, molecular function: electron transfer activity. NCBI's taxonomy places the organism in Eukaryota, Viridiplantae, Streptophyta, Magnoliopsida, Fabales, Fabaceae.